AUGUGCGUACAGUUCUGGGACACGGAGCAGGAAAGGGCAGACGGAAACCUCUCGUACAGCCUCGUCUACUACAUGCCGCCGGAGGAGCUGCCGCCAGAGACAUCUCCGCUGGACGGGGUAGCUUACCUGGCUUCUCACACUGCAGAGGGCGCGAUCGUCAACGAUAGCCGCCGCCGAUUCGUGGAUCUAGUCUUGGCAGCACAGACAACGAUUGACGAGGUGCACAUGACCCUGCAAAGGAAAACCAAAAGGACUGCGCCCGAAGCGGAAGAAAUGGAGCACCAGCGACUCAUGGGUCUGACGACGGCGCAGUUCUGGAUGGGACAUUUCUGUUCUGCUCUCGUCGUGGCCUUGGCGGAAGGCGCCUGUACCUUACUCGUCAUCUACUUCAGCGUCGAAGACUUUCGGCCACCGCCAAGUUUGACCGCGAAGGAGGCGAGAUACGCCUGGCUCGCCUUGCAGAUUGAGGACGAAGAAGACGGGUCCGAGAAGGUCAAGAACAAAGAGGCGCAAUACCAAGCCGUCAGCCUGGACUUCCUGGACGUGCCUUACGUCCAGCACGUUGACGUGGCACUGCUUCUGGCAAACUUCCUGAUUUUCCACGUGUCGCACACCACGCUCGCAAUGCUCGUCGCCUGCUUGGUUCCCUUCGGGCGAUGGGCGAUGCUGGUGGGAUUUGGAGUGUACUUUAUCCUGCCCAUCUGUGAUGCCGACAACUUCAGCUUCCUGUCGAACGCACCAUUGAGCGACUACCUGAUGGAAGACAGGUUUAGCAAGCUGCGAAAGUGCGCCUACCCGAACUUUGCCAUGGCUACCGUCAUGAAGAUCAUUUGCAUCUUUGCCGAUUUCGAAUUGGACGCUGGUUGGAGCAGGGUCGAUGAUUUCGCGCUAGGCUGCGACAGCGUCACCAUACUGGAGGUGUGGGCCGUGAUGGGGGUCAUGGUCCUGGCGGCGGCCGUCCUCAUCUGGUACCUGUCGCACGUGCUGCCUUGGGCCAACGCGACGCCCGAGAGCCCGUUGUUCCCUCUGCUGCCGAGGUACUGGUGCCCACGUCAAGUCAAGAUGGACUUGGAGACACAGGGGGACGAGCCACUUCCCGCUGAUCGUUUCGAAGCGCCGCCAGUAACACCGGCUGUCGUGGAGUGCAAGAACCUGGUCAAGCAUUUCGGCGGCCUCGCCGCCUUGGACGGAGUCAACAUGUCGGUCCACAAGUCCUAUGUGACUGUCUUGCUUGGACACAAUGGAGCCGGAAAGACGACGCUCAUGAGCAUACUGACAGGAUUGCUCAAGCCGAGUGGUGGUUCAGCCAUGGUGGCUGGCUGGGAUAUCAACACCGAGGCAGCGCGACGCGAAGUGGGCUUCUGUCCUCAGAAAGAUAUCUUCUUCGACGAUUUGACUGUUCAAGAGCACUUAGAGUAUUUUGCGACGCUAAGAGGUGUGGAUGAUCCUGCCAAGCGAGCACAGAUGCUCCUCAAAACGUUGCGGCUCACGGAAAAGGCAUUGCACUACCCUGCAGAACUGUCCGGCGGCCAAAGACGGAAGCUGAGCGUCGCAGUGGCACUCGUGUCGUCGCCAACGUUGCUCAUUCUCGAUGAGCCCACAGCAGCCAUGGACCCGGAGACGAGGCGACACUUCUGGAAACUCAUAGGACGCUUCCGGGGCAAGAGGACUGUGCUCAUUUCGACGCAUGACAUGGAAGAAGCGGAUGUUCUCGGGGACAGGAUCAUCAUAAUGCACAGCGGAAAGGUCAUCUGCAGUGGUUCGACCAGCUUCCUGAAGAUUGCCUGUGGCGUGGGCUACAAGCUCAACAUCGGCAAGGCCCAGCAGGGCUUCCAGAUUGGCAGCGUCUUGCAGCUCGUGCGUCAGACGGCGCCUCUAGCAGCAGUGGAGGACGAGCGCAGCGGUGACGUCACAAUUGCUCUGCACACGUUCAGCUGCGACGGCUUCGAGAAUAUGUUCCGGCAGUUGGAGUACGGCGCCCAGAGGUUGGGAAUCACGGGCGUCGGUGUGACCGUCGCGACCAUGACGGACGCCUAUCUGAAAAUAAGCAGGGAAUGGGCUGCAGAAGCGAUGCGUCGGCAGAAAGAGGAAGACGAAGGGGCCAGAGCGCCACCUGUGCCAAUGGCAGCACAAGGUUACGUGAACGUGGCUGCCUCAAGCAGCAAGCCGAUUCCUCCAGCUGCUGUUGCAACCACUGGCAAGCUGCUUGUACCGUCCCCGCCGAAACCGGAUGCCAACCAAGGUGCUGCAACCAACAAGCCGGAUCCUGCACCUGCUGUCGGGAAUGCUGGAUCUCCAUUGAAGGUCGCAAAGAAGAACAAGCUGAAAGUCACUCGGAGACCAAACGACGUCCAGCAAUUCGAGGCCCUGCUUUCCAAGCGCUGCUCCUACUUGGGACGUACGCGUUUCCUCUUCCUCACUGGCUGGCUACUUCCGGUUGCGAUAGCCUCUCUGGCUACCACCACACUGACGGCACAGCGGGCGGACGACAUAGGACCGCUUCCGCGGAGCAUCGUCCUCAGCGCCACCGCACAGUUCGGUGCGGACGUGCGUGCCUUCUUGACCGCGGGGAACGAGACGAAUUCGUCGCUCAACUACCGGGAGCUCCUGGAAAGCGAAGACGUGGCCAUCGAGGAACUGGGGGACCCACAGGAGGAGAUGCUGGUGGCCCUGGAAGAGAACUAUUUCGAGUAUGCUUCAAGCUAUGCCUUUGGAGCCACGAUCAACUCUUCGACCUUUGUUGAAGCAUGGUACAACCCCACAAGCCUAAUGAGCCUGGCCGUGCUGAAGAACCUGAUGAAUACUAUCAAGCUGAGAAACGCGUCCGGUCGGAGCGACUUGCGGAUCAACACCGAACUCUCUCUCUACGCGCUGCCGAAGGAUGCUCUGGGAACUGCGUCGGCGAGCCGAGGGUACGAAGAGAGCCUAGGGCGGCUGCAGCUGGCCGUGGAGCAGACCUGGAUGUACUGGGGCUGUAUGGUCACGGUCAGCAUGGGCCUGCUCAUCUCCUCGUUUGUGGUGUUCCCCGCCGCCGAGAACCACAACGGGGCGCGCGGCCUGCAGCUCAUGACGGGUGUUUCCGGCUGCACCUUCAUUACGGCGCAUUUCCUGUUCGACCUCGUUUUCUACCUGGUCCCCAUGACUGUCAUAUACGGAGCCUUCGCGUUUUUGCAGGGCCUGUCCUUCGAGACAAUAGUGGCCCUCGUCGCAAUCGUGCUGUCAUUCGCUCCUCUGGGCAUAAUGGUACCCUACAUGGUGACGGAGCACAUAGAAGCCGAAGGGACGGCGUACUCCAUUGUAGUUGGCAUGUUCGCCGUCGGAGGGCCCGCGGUCUUCCUGUUCUUCCUAACUACCUUGCCCGCGCUGAACAACCAGGGCCUGCGCGUGCCUCUCCUCUUUUUCCCGCCCUUCCUGUUGGGGGCCGCCACCAUCCGGGCGGUCAGCCUCGAGUACGAGGCGAACAUGUGCGACCUGCUACGCUUGCGCCCAAAGCUGGAUGACGUGUUCGUCACCGUUUGUGACGAGAUGCACUUGCUCGGCUCCGGCAUCGUCCACUGCUGCAAAUUGUUGGGGGCGCACCAGGAGGGCAAAGAAGAACGGUGGCACCUUAUCGGGCCCUUCUCGUGGUCCUGGUACAGCAUCCUCGGCGAGCUGUCCCUCAUGGUGGCGCUGGGCGCAUUGCUCUUCUACUGCGCUGUGCGCGGCGUGUCGGGAGACUUCGGCUACGAGAACAAGCUGCAGGACCUGCACACGCCCGCGCUGGACGACGACGUGGACGCGGAGAAGAAGCUGGUGAACACCGUCUGCCGCGAGAAGCGCCUCGCCGAGUACGCGCUGGUGGCGCGCAACUUGCACAAGUUCUUCGACAAAUUCUAUGCGGUGCGCGGAAUUUACCUGGCGAUUCAUCGCGGCGAGUGCUUCGGCCUCGUGGGCGUCAACGGCGCGGGCAAGACGACGACCUUCCAGAUGCUGGCGGCCCUCAUCGAGAUGACCGACGGCAACGCGUACAUGGGGAAACUGGUCCUAUCCAAGGUGCCUCGGCAGUGGCAAGGCCACAUCGGCUACUGCCCGCAAAGCGACGCACUUCUCGGCAAGUUAAAUGCGUUCGAGACACUGUUCAUGUUCGGCCGACUGCGCGGCGUACCGGAUCGACCGCUGGCGGCCAUGGUCCCCAAACUUAUUGCCAUGGUCGACCUGUCGGAGCAUGCAGCCAAGCCCUGCGAGUGCUACAGCGGGGGCAACAAGCGCAAGCUGUCCAUCGCUGUGGCAGUGGUGGGCUUCCCUCCAGUCGUCCUCUUGGACGAGCCCUUCGCCGGCGUCGACGUCGUCUCACGCAACCACAUUCGUAAGGCCCUGGUCAAGUUGAAGAAUUCCAGCAACACCGCCUUCAUCUUGACGUCGCAUAACAUGGAAGAGUGCGAGGUGUCGUGCGACCGCAUCGGCAUCAUGGUCAAGGGUCAGAUGACCUGUCUCGGCCCCCUGCUCCACCUCAGGCAGAAGUUCGGCGGGGGUCUCACCCUUAAGUUCAGGUUGCCCGACGACUCGCCGGUCGACACCCAGCAAGUGGACAUGGCUGUCUUUGAGGCGUUCCCAGGAGCGAAACGCUUGGAUACGCAGGACCGCCUGCAGAAAGUCGCCGAGUAUCGCCUCGUGGAGCGGCCUCCCUGGAGCCUGCUGUUCCAGAAGGUUGCUGCCCUGCGGAAGGCGUUCACCUUUGAGCACGUCAUCGCCACCGACGCAAACCUCGAGCAGCUCUUGGUUAGCUUCGCGCGCAAGGCGCGAGCUGAGGCCGCGCUCGAGCCGAAGGACGAGGACUGA
Molecule: messenger RNA, 4818 nt
Organism: Dermacentor silvarum
Lineage: Eukaryota; Metazoa; Arthropoda; Arachnida; Ixodida; Ixodidae
Product: retinal-specific phospholipid-transporting ATPase ABCA4-like
Exons: 23
Coding region: 1-4818 (1605 amino acids)
Biological process (GO): lipid transport; transmembrane transport
Cellular component (GO): intracellular membrane-bounded organelle; membrane
Molecular function (GO): ATP hydrolysis activity; ATP binding; lipid carrier activity
Source: RefSeq, a predicted model, not a curated record